Molecule: messenger RNA, 1365 nt
Organism: Gregarina niphandrodes
Lineage: Eukaryota; Apicomplexa; Conoidasida; Eugregarinorida; Gregarinidae
Exons: 1
Coding region: 1-1365 (454 amino acids)
Source: RefSeq, a predicted model, not a curated record
AUGAGCGUGGCUUCGAGCCAGAGCGGGAUCGAGAGUCCCGCAGCGAGCAGUCCGGGUAGCGUGGGGAGUCCGCGCAGCUCGGGUGAGGUGGCGGCGGCAGGUGGCAAGUCCUUGUGGGACGUGCUCUGUUGCCGUGCGCCAAAGUCGGACGUGGACACGGAGCUGGCGAUGGACCGGCUGGAUUCACAAGGGUUGCCUAAGCAGGAGGGCAGUGUCGAGUUGGAGCGGCAUCUUUCGGAAGACGGCAUUCCCCAGCCCGCAGAGACGGCCCCACCAGAACCAGUUGUUGAGGCGACACCGGAGCCCGAGACCCCGGGUCUGACGCAGCAAGAGUCGGUGGUGGAGGGCGAAGAGGCACUGGCCAAAGCGGCCUCGGCGACUGAUGUGGGUGGAGGAGGCGGUUUCGGCUUCUUGCAGUGGUGCUGCAAGCCAUGUACAAACACGGCCGACGACGAACUGACUGUGGAGCCACAGGGCACCGGACUAGACAUGGUGGAAGGUGGGGCCGAAGGCUUGGGAGAAGGUGAGGCGGAGCCGGGAGCUGAUUUGGGUACGGAUGUGCCCACAGAUGUCGUGUCCGGAACGCCCGCGGACAUCACGGCGUCGCCAGUUGCGGCUACGGAUGUCUCGUCAGCGUCAGCAGCUGCGGCGGAGCCGGCGGUGUCGUUGCCGAUUCCGCCGAAGGAGGAGACGAAACCGGCGCCUGCAGCGGCUGUGGAGGAGUCAGAAGGUAAGGGCUUGGAGGAGGCGACGAAGUACCAAGAUUACAAGGCCCGUUUCCCGGAGACAUCGGAAGCGGAAUUGCGUCAAUGGUCUCAAACAGAAGGAUGUUACUUGGUCCUGGACGAGUCCAGCAACAAGUUUUACGCCAAGUGGAGUCGGUCCUCAGUGCCGAACGCGUUGGCGUUUUACACUAUCCAUCCGGAUGUGCAAGCGCCGACGCGUGCACUGGACGCAGGCGAACGGGUCAACUUGUUGGUCGAACGUGGCGCCAUCAAGAAAUUGCUCAAAGCCGCAGUUGUCGGAUUCUGCAAACAGGCUGCCAAGUAUGACGGCUACUUCUCACUCCUCAAUACAACACUCUGGUCACGCGCCGGACUCGGCAAUCUCGAAGUCGUUUGGCUCUGUGCAGACGAGUCUCUCGUCUUCUGCAAACGCGAUACCCCGCCCAUCAAUCUCUCUGCCACCGCACCCACCGUCAUUGGAGCUGUCGACAACUCUUUCCGACUCCAAGGUGUUUCCAAGUCGAAACGCAAAAUCACGCCGCGGUGGUCAAAAUCCUCGUUCGUCAACACCGUCCGCUCCAUCACGGACUCCUCGGUUGCCGAACUCGAUCCAAGAACCAAGGCGCCCCGCAAGGCGUAG